UCACACUACCGGAGUCCGUCACUUAAACUGAGAGAAAGGCUUUCUCUAUACACUCCACGGCCAGCUGCAGUUUUUAACACCAAAUGGGCUGAGGAUAACAAAUAUAUACAUAUAAAACAAAUGACACUGGUGUGAACUGUCACGAACCAAUAAAAUCCUAUCUAGAUAUUUUGAUCGAAAUCCGUUGACUCCUUUGCACGCCAUCUAAAAGGCAAUAGUAACUAAUUGAUUUUUAUCAAGUGCAGAUUUUGUCAGUGCCAGUAGCAAACAGCCAAUUAUCCAUCAACAAUAGCAACAAGAUGGUGCAAAAGUUUCAAUCCCCCGUUCGCGUCUACAAAUAUCCCUUCGAGCUGGUAAUGAUGGCUUACGAGCGUCGCUUUCCCACAUGCCCUCAGAUGCCGAUCGUGCUGGACUGUGAAGUCAUUAAGGACGAAACCCUUGAAAACGGUUCGAGACGGAACACAAGCCGACGCUGCAAGUUGGCAGUUGACGCUCCCUACAUCUUUAAGAAGCUUAUUGGUGUGGACUACGUGUUUUUCCAGCAGCACAACUACCUAGACAUGGAACAGCGUACGCUAAGCAUCGAGGCGGUCAAUGAAAGCUUCUCUUCACGCAUUGAGAUUUUUGAGCGGUGCCGUUAUUACGCGCACCCAGACAACUCCGAAUGGACGUGUUUUGACCAGUCGGCAACGCUGGACAUCAAGAACUUUUUCGGAUUUGAACAUUCAAUGGAGAAGAUGGGCAUGAAGCAGUACACCCAGACGACGCUUAAGGGCAAGGAAAUUAUUGAGUUCUUUAUCAAUCAGUUGCGUGAAGAAGGCAUUACGCACGUGGAUCGUUGGACUUCACCGCCUGACGCCCCUAAAUCCCCGUCUCCGGUCGCAGCUCGAGAUCAACACCAUAAUAUACUGCUCGAUGGCGAUUUUAUCGCGCGUAGCCUCGGCCAGUUGUCCCCCAUGCAAGAGUCUAAACUGCUGGAGCUGCGAAAAAUGCUAGAUGGUGUCGAUGGCCUGGGACCCAUUCCCAGUUAUCAGACCAUAAUGCGUUUCCUAGCUGCUAGGGACUGGCACGUAAACCAGGCGUUCGCAAUGCUGUGUGACUCGCUUCGUUGGCGUCGGGAACACCGUAUAGAUGCUUUGCUAACCGAGUACGUCAAACCUGCCGUGGUAGUGGAGCACUUUCCGGGUGGCUGGCACCACCACGACAAGGACGGCCGGCCCCUCUACAUUUUGCGACUCGGACACAUGGAUGUCAAAGGCCUGCUAAAGUCUUUAGGAAUGGAAGGCCUACUAAGAUUGGCUCUCCACAUCUGUGAAGAGGGUAUUCAAAAAAUCAAUGAAGCCUCUGACCGACUGGAGAAGCCUGUGCUGAACUGGUCCUUGCUCGUAGACUUGGAAGGCCUUUCUAUGCGUCAUCUGUGGCGCCCAGGCAUUAAAGCCCUAUUGUUUAUUAUCGAAACUGUAGAACGCAAUUAUCCAGAGACAAUGGGACGUGUCUUAGUGGUGCGGGCACCCAGGGUUUUUCCCAUAGCCUGGACUAUCGUUGGCGCUUUUAUUGAUGAGCACACGCGAUCCAAGUUCUUGUUCUACGGCUCCGACUGUGCAAAUAUGAAGGAUGGUCCAGCACAGUACUUAGAUGAGGACAUAGUGCCCGACUUCCUAGGGGGACCCUGCAAGAACAUGAUUCACGAGGGCGGACUGGUUCCCAAGACACUAUAUAAAAUGAACUCGCUGGAUGAUCAUGAAGUGGCUGUCGAGCUGCCCUCAAAUUCUGAAGCUAUGGCUCCAAGUACUCGUCUUACUGCCCUCCACCACCACGACCAUCACAACAUGUACAAGUGCGUUGAGCUUAAGGCGGGAUUUACGCACGAGUUGCUUAUUCGAAACGAAGAUCCCAAGAGCGUUCUUACGUGGGACUUUGAUGUCACGCGAAACGACCUGCACUUUACGCUUUACCGGGUCACAAUGGAGCUACCGGAUAAGAAUGAUUCUGCGGUUUCGUACUUUGACCUGCAGGACUUCGUUGAAGGUGUGACCUGCUUUCGGGAGGAACCCACCCUCAUUUGCCGGCACAAGGAGAGCGUUCAGGGCUCGCACGUGAUGCACCACAACGAUAACUAUUUAAUGCACUGGUUUAGUCCUUCAGGGUCCCAGUUAAACGUAUUCUACGAAGUGCUCAGCUCGGCUAAUUACAAGGGCUCCAUGACCAGUCUUCAGUCGGCAUUCUCCUCGAACUCCUCUGCGGCUAGUUCGGUUCAGAGUCGAUGAUACCAAUCAAACGGGGAGUUCGGCACGAAGGAUGCCGAACGGUGUUCUCCGCCUUUAGAAGAGACGAUAGAAGUGAUGGAAGAAGAUUUAUUAAAGGCCACGAUAAUGGAGAAAAGCCUCAAUAUUUUCUAAAACUCGGAUGUAUAAAUAUUUUUAAGACCAAAAAUGGUAAUCACUUAUGAUUAUACUUAGAUAUUAGCUACCAAUAUUUUUAUAUUAGGAAAAUCUUGACCGUUAAGUUGUAAUAACUUGAUUAUAUUUAUUCAAAACAAAUGUAUGUACAUAUAAUAGUAAACUAGAAAAUUCAACGGACUUAACUUCGUGACGAAUAAAAUUUAAACAUCCCUAAAUUUUUAUUUAUAACCAUCAAUUAUCUUUACCAUACAUGUUUAAAUAAUUCUUAAGAAUGCAGCCAAUUAACAUGAACUAAGAACAAGAAUAAAUUAAUACAUAGUACCUAAUUAGUUCAAUUUUAGGAAAAUUGCCAAAAAAAAGAAUGGUUUAAUUCUUAAAAUUGAACCUAAACUUAUGUACAAGUAUAAGACAUUUUAGUUCAAACUGGAAAUUAGCUGUUAAAUCACAUGUUUUACAUUAGUAGCUUAUAAUAUUAUUAUCCACGAAUUGGAGCCAAAAACGACGAAGAAGAAUGCGUGUUGACUAAGUGUGUAAGAUGUAUAAAAAAUGAAAUCUCAAAUAAAACCGAUUAGAACACAA
Messenger RNA from Drosophila ficusphila, 2981 nucleotides. It is a transcript of the gene retm, whose product is annotated as protein real-time. The record is from RefSeq and is a predicted model, not a curated record. Gene Ontology annotation, cellular component: cytoplasm. Lineage: Eukaryota; Metazoa; Arthropoda; Insecta; Diptera; Drosophilidae. The transcript has 6 exons. The coding region runs from base 300 to 2267 and encodes 655 amino acids.